AUGAGCAUGUUUGUAGUGUUGUGACAAUUAUUCGGAUUUUUUAUAUUUGGCUGCUCAUCAUUUAAUAAUAUUAUCUUAUAAAAAGUCUACAGAAGUGGUUAUUGUAAAGCUCUAAUUUGAUCUCUCAACUUGACAUAUAAAUUAUUUUACUUUGAGUUGAGUAAAAUCUUGAGACAUGUCUGGAAGUUGUGCAAACAAUGCACCAUCAUGUGGGUUCGAGGAGCUGGCACAGAAACUAGAGGGCGCAGUACUACACACUAUGAACCCUAGUGUGGACAACAGUGCACGGCAUCAAGCUUAUCAAAUGCUUGAACAGGCUAAAGAGGAUCCUUCAGUUUCAAUUCCAUGUGGGUUCCUGCUGAGCGUCAACACUCGGCCCAGCAUUGUGCGGCACGUAGGUCUUCAUCUCCUUGAAAUAAAUAUCAAGUACAAAUGGAACCAACUAUCUAUGGAAGAUAAGGAAUCAAUAAAAGUUAAUACAAUGGCCUUGUUGUCAUCGCAUCAGAAUGCAGGUCCUGAGGAGUCAUUCAUUCAGGACAAGAUCAGCAGGUUGGUGGUGGAGCUGGCAAAGCACACUUGGCCACAACUAUGGCCGAGCUUCAUGGAAGAGCUACACGAGUGUGCGCUGUUGGGUCCUAAAAAGACCGAGACUGUACUGUUGGUCAUCACACGACUGUCAGAGGAUGUUGCUGUGCUGCAGACCGUGGAAUGCAGCAAGCGACGUCGUGAGCUGUACCAGUGCCUGGCAGGCGGCAUGAGCGAGACGUUCGAGUGGUUGUUGCGGCUGCUGGGGCAACAUUACAACCCUGGCAGUCAUGUCAACCUAUCGUUGCUGAAGGGAGUUCUGCAGUGCCUGACCUCACUAGUUGAGUGGGUUGCAGUACAACACUUGUUCUCAGACUCGGCCAAGCUCCUACACAUGUUGUGCUGCCUCCUCAACGAUGACAAUCUCAAGCUGCACGCCGCCCAGUGUCUUCUUGCGGUUGUAUCACGUAAGGGCGGUGCAGAGGAGCGUCUGCCGCUGCUAAGUUUGUUCCACAGCGACUGCGUGGGUGCGAUAUACGAGUCUGCUCGCCGCGCUCUGCAGGCUAAUAACGCCACCACGCACUACGAGUUCAUCAAGACCCUGGCGCUGAUUGUCAUGCAGCUCGCUCUGCAGCUCUGUCAGCUCUCCAGCAAGCUCGACGGCGUACAGCUGCCGGAUAACUUCCAGCAUUACCUGACUGUGCUGCACGAGUUCGGCCAGCAUCCCAGCGUGAUGGUGUACGGCAGCUUCAUAUUGGCCUGGUCUGCCCUCCUGAGCCACGCCAGCAUCUCCAGCAGCCCUCUCAUGGCCGCCUGUAUAGCCUCGUGGCUGCCUACUGUCCCUGGCAAGGUCUUCCAUAAGGUGCGACGGGACUUGUCAGCAGCGUUCCGGACUGCAGCUUGUCAGCAGCCGAGUCUCACCUGGCGUCUGGUGGAGGAGAAGUGCGACGAGAUGCUACGUCUCCCGCAACCUGACGCGCCAGCCUCGUCUGGUGCGGGCACUGACACUCGUCAGAACCCGUGGCUCUCCUACCAGCGACAGUGGGAAGUGCUGUGCUUUCUGGUGGAGUGGAUCAUGAGAAGCCAGCCUCGUGACGUCGAGCACGGAGCAGAGGCCGUUGCGUGCGGCCUGCGAAUGCUUGCAAGUUUCUUGGAGUUCAGUUCAGACGACGACAAGGUCAUGUUCAGCCUCCUGUCGUGCAUCAGCAACCUCUUCCCGUUCAUAGUUCACCAGCCAGCCACCCUCACCCCGGUCUUCAAUAAGAUCGUGAACCCGCUGCUCGUGUACAGUCGUUGCAGUGACCCAAAGACUGUACAGAAAUCAACCAAAGAAUUAAGAAGACACUGCGGCCUGCUAGUGGCCCGUCUGGCUAAGCUUUAUCCCACGAUCAUGCUGCCCGGCUUAUCCUGCGUAGUCGAUAUCUUCAAGGAACUCAACAGCAGCGCUAACCGUCUUACUGUUCUUGAGCUCACGGCCUUGCAAGAAGCCCUUAUCCUGAUCAAUAACGCUCGUAAUAACUAUGCCGAGCAGCAAGCUUUCAUUGAGACUCAGAUACAGCCCAUCAGAGAUUUUUUUGAGCAAGCCAAACAACAUUUUACCGCAUCAUUCGAGUUCAUGAAGUUUGUCGGCAUUGCUAAUGAGACAGAGACGCCCGAAGAAGAAGCGGUGAUCAUUAGCAAUAGGUACAGACUCACUUACGCCCUUAAAAUUCUAGAAGCAAUUGCCAAAAAGUCUCGACCGCCUCAGGACAAGUCGGUGCGUGCGGCAGGAGGCUUUAUCGUUGAAAUAAACGAUGGUGCGAGUAUAAAGGAGGUUACCCGCAACCCUUGUUGGCAAUCUGCCGUGUCGCUGCUGCACAACGUCAUGUCGCUCACACGCGUGAGCAACAGUCUGUGUCUGCCUGAGAGCACAGCAGCGCUCCCUCCAGUGCUCACUUCUGCUCAUCAGCUGCCCAUCAGCGACAAGCUCACCAUCUUGAUGCUCAAACAGAAGCCUUUGUCGGAAGAAGCUCAACAGGCUGCGGAGGGUCGCACUCGACGAGCUCAGGCGUACCUGCACCUGCUGCACGAGACGCUGCUCUCGUGUCUCGCUGAGCUCUGCCGCUGCUGUCAUCCUGAGGUCUUCUACAGGACAGACAACUUAUUGCAGUACACCCUGCAGGCGCCCCUACACUGCAUGGAGGUCAUGCCUCACUACAGGCUGCGCGGCGUGCUGCGUAUGCUGCUGUCGCCGUGGCUGGUCAACUGCCCCCCCAGCGCCCAGCGCUCCUUCGUGCUGCCCGUCCUGCAGCUCGUCACCAACAACAUGAACAAGUUUUUUGAAAGACGCUGGAAAAGCGUGGACGGCUCCCGUCAACUGCCGGCGAUGGACGACGAAACUUUGGACGAGGACGAGCCUCAGGACGGCGCCCUGAGAUCAGGUCUGCUCAGUCAGGAGCUGGAGGAGCUCUUGGACGUGCAGCUGCUGCGUCUCCUUAACAGGGACUACCUCGAUUUUCUACGGGCGGUUCUUGUGCAAGCGCCUCGGAAUAAGUUAUCAGAAGCUGAUGACGCAGAGGCUGAUGUGAGCGACGUCGCUGAUUACACCGACGGCUGCAUGAACGAAGUCUCUGUGAAGUGCGGGGAUAACUCAACUGAAGACAUCACCGACAAAGCGGCCUCUGCACCGGCCAGUGGGAAGCUGACUUCUGCACUUGGCUUGAUGAUCUUAUCGUCGGCGGUGAUGCCUCCUGUCAUCUCUGCUUUGUUACAGAGCCUGUCGUGUCCGGACAGUCAGUGCUGUCUAAAAGCGUGCGGGUUGCUUACCGUCUGUCUGCCGACGAUGGACGUGUCGCAGCUGACAGACGACGACAGCUGUGGGCUGCUGCGGGCCAUGCUGACAGGUCUGCAGGUGCACGGUCAGCACGCUGAGAACCUGCAGGCCAUGCUCGCCUGCGUGCUGCUCUGCUACACCACACUGAGGCCGCACUGUGCUGUCCUGCCUCAGGUUCUGACGUCGAUAUCGACCGACAGCGGCGCGGAGGUCGCCAGCUUCGACGAGCUUGUGGUGCGCGGUCUCUCUGAGGUCAAGAACGCCAAGCAAGACAAGAUCAGGAAAGACUCCCUCAAGAAGAUUCUCACGCCCAUAACCGGCGUGAGCGUAAGCGAGGCGCUGAAGCAGCCAGCGGCCGUGCCGUGCUUGCCGCCGCUGCUGUGGCAUCGCCCGCCCCCGCAGCAGCACGACGCCCUCGACGCUCCUGACGCGCAUCUCGUCCUCGGCAACCUCUUCUCGUGAUCAACUAACUUGCUUCAUAUUCAUGCAAUACUUAUGCUUUCCUCUUCUCGUGAUCCACCAACUUGCUUCAUAUUCAUCCUAUUUUUAUUCAUAUUCAUACAAUACUUAUUCUUUCCUCUUCUCGUGAUCCACUAACUUGAUUCAUAUUCAUCCUAUACUUAUUCAUAUUCAUACAAUACUUAUUCUUUCCUCUUCUCGUGAUCCACUAACUUGCUUCAUGUUCAUACUAUACUUAUUCAUAUUCAUACAAUACUUAUUCUUUCCUGCCUCUUAGUUAUCAUGACUAGUGUAGGCAGUCUCGUAUAUCUUAAGCUUUUGUAUAACUAUUUAUUAGGUAACUGGAAUUACAAUGCAUGCUAUAGUCAUUUGCUCGAAUUUAUUCUAUUUUACCUAAUGAAUGUCAGUCAGAUAAAGAAUCCGGCUUCAGACCUGUCAACUCAUUAUGUUUUUAUCAACCAAGAUCAUUGCAACUAAAAGGUCGCCCCAGGAGGGCUGACUGCAAAUGUUGUUUGUAGUCACGAUUUAACCAAGGGAUUUCACUUCGAUUAUGAAUUAGGGGAUUAUGAGGGAUUAUGGCAUAAUUGUACGCAUGAUGCCGUCGAUGUUUUAGUGUUGAUGUUCUGCAAGAUAACGAGCAUCACGUCUUAGUCCAGUCAAGUCGAUGACAAGACAGGAAACUUGUCUUUCUUAGUUUUGAUCUCAUAGAAAAUAUACAUCUUAAGAGCUCACAAUGUCCAACGAUAUUUCAGGGAUUAGGUUUCUUCAUCAUUUCGAUUACCAUGUUGGUUCAAAUUCUAACUGGUAGUCUUGGUCUGCUGUUGAUGCAGACUUCAUUUUUGAAUAUAGACUAAGAUCCAUGACAUUUUGUGAGGAGAUUGGCAUUCCAUGUACUAUUGUAAUCCGUUGGGCUGUAAAAUAAUGUUAAGUUUAUACCUGCAAGGCUACCAUAUUCGUAUUCAAAAUUGUACCAGUUGAACUGGCAUUAAUCUGAGAUGAAUUGAUGUCUAAAUGGAAUGGAUGAAUUGAUUAAAGCUAUCAAGCUAGGAUCAGGUUCCUAUUGUAACACUUUUGCAUGUAACAAUUAGGAAACUGAUACAAUUAAUACAAACUCGCGGUGUAUAUUCGUCUCACACAAACAAAUGGUUAAUUCUUCGGGCAUUGUGUGUCAUGUGACACGACAUCCGAAAAAUGUCGUGGCAAUGCGACAAGAAAAUGAAUACUAUCAUAUAAUGAAUAGAAAAAUUAGAACAGUGGUCUAGACGAGUCACUUCUUAUCUCAUAGGUGAUGAUCGAGGCGAGGUAAAUACUGCCAUGUAAAUGUUAGGUAAUAUUAAGUCCUUGUCAUUUGCUAUGAAUGUAGGUUUCAAAAAUGUCUAUGUUUAUUAUUCUACCGAAAAAUUUUAUAGGACUUAGAUGUUGAGCAUCGCAUAAAAUUAAUCUUGAAUUUCAUUCAUUCUUCAGGAUUUUCAUAAAAAAUUACACGUUUGAUGAAGAGAUGAUAGAACUAUUACCAUUGAUAUGUUGAUAUAGAACCGUUGACUAUUAUACCUUCCAGGAAUAAAUUGGCAUUACUUUUGAAGAAAUGAAAUGAGUGAGGAAGAAAGGCUGCUGUAAUUUAACUAAUGAUUAAGUUAUGUUAUAUUUUUCGAUAUUAUUCCAAAUGAAUUUUGUGUUGAAGGCUGUGUACUUUAGGUCUGACUUUACUGAAAUUGAGACUACAUUUGCGAAGCAAUU
This is a messenger RNA of Hyalella azteca, 5533 nucleotides long. It is a transcript of the gene Ranbp21, whose product is annotated as exportin-5. Lineage: Eukaryota; Metazoa; Arthropoda; Malacostraca; Amphipoda; Hyalellidae. Gene Ontology annotation, cellular component: nucleus; cytoplasm; RNA nuclear export complex. Gene Ontology annotation, biological process: protein export from nucleus; RNA export from nucleus. The record is from RefSeq and is a predicted model, not a curated record. Gene Ontology annotation, molecular function: small GTPase binding; RNA binding; nuclear export signal receptor activity. The transcript has 18 exons. Bases 176 to 3799 code for a protein of 1207 amino acids.